Colias croceus (clouded yellow) is the source of this 624-nucleotide messenger RNA. RefSeq lists its product as uncharacterized. Gene Ontology annotation, molecular function: nucleic acid binding; RNA-DNA hybrid ribonuclease activity. Gene Ontology annotation, biological process: DNA replication, removal of RNA primer. Lineage: Eukaryota; Metazoa; Arthropoda; Insecta; Lepidoptera; Pieridae. The transcript has a single exon. The coding region runs from base 1 to 624 and encodes 207 amino acids. The record is from RefSeq and is a predicted model, not a curated record.
AUGCUGUUGGCUGGGAUACUCCCCCUUGACCUCAGAAUACUCGAAGUUUCGAGAUUAUAUGGGAUCAAGAAGGGGGUGUCGCACCCAGCGUUGGGAGACAGGGAGGUGGAAAGAAUGGCUCCGGCGAUUGAGGACCCACAUCCGGCAGAGCAGGAAGGGCUGGGGUUCGGGCUGGUGGACGAAGACUCGUAUUCCGACGUGGCUAAUAGCCACGUACACAGGAUCUACACGGACGGCAGCAAGAUUGAGGGUCGAGUCGGAGCCGCCCUUUCCGUAUGGGAGGGGGAGGCCGAGACGAAGGCCGUCAAGCUUGCUUUGCCGCCGUAUUGCACCGUCUACCAGGCCGAACUUCUAGCGCUCCAAAGAGCAGUAAUUAGAGCCUGCAAGAGUGGAGUGGCGAAGGUCGGCAUCUUCAGCGACUCUAGAUCGGCCCUCCAGGCGGUCACUCUCGGUUCCCCUCACCCCCUUGCUGUGCAAACAAGGGCGACCCUCCGAAAAGCUGCUUCGCAGAGGCGGGAGGUCGCUCUGUUUUGGAUUAAGGCGCACGCAGGGCUAAGGGGGAACGAAAGAGUUGACCAAUUAGCCAAGGAGGCCGCUCUGGGGUCGAAGAGGAAACCCGACUAA